UUUAAAAGCCUCCGACUUGCACCUCGAAAUAAUGAGUGGAAUCCGAGUCUUAUGCAAAUCCUCUUCGUCUUCUCCAUUCUCUGUGUUUCCUUCUUCCUCUCCUUCUCUUCUUUCCGCUUCUCACAACAAAAUCCUCAGAACAUUUACUAACAAUUCAAAUUACCUUACCUCUAAACUCACCUUUUCCACUUCUUCUAACAAACCUAGAACAAUGGCCACUGAACCUUCAGCUUCUAACAAUGGUGUUCCUGAAGAAGAAUCAUCAUCUUCUUCUUCACCACCUGCUUCUUCUGCCAUUGAUUUUCUUACUCUUUGCCAUCGACUUAAGGCGACAAAGAGAACUGGAUGGAUAAAAAGAGAUAUAAAAGGCCCAGAAUCUAUAGCUGAUCAUAUGUACAGAAUGGGGGUUAUGGCUCUUAUUACUGCUGAUAUUCCUGGUGUCAACCGUGACAAGUGUGUUAAAAUGGCAAUUGUCCAUGAUAUAGCUGAAGCAAUUGUUGGGGAUAUUGCUCCUUGUGAUGGGGUACCAAAGGAGGAGAAGAGUCGAAGGGAGAGAGAAGCAAUAGAAAAAAUGUGUACGCUACUUGGUGGUGGAGACAGAGCAAAGGAGAUAAAUGAUUUGUGGAUGGAGUACGAAAAUAAUUCUACUCCAGAAGCCAAGGUUGUGAAAGACCUCGACAAGGUGGAAAUGAUUCUUCAAGCCUUGGAAUAUGAAAAUGAGCAAGGAAGGGAUCUGGAAGAAUUCUUUGUGUCAACUGCAGGGAAAUUCCAGACUGACUUGGGCAAAUCGUGGGCUGCAGAGAUAGCUUCAAGAAGGAAAAGGAAAGAAGAAAAGUAGACGUUGCAAUUUGUGUUGAAAAUCUUAUGAUCAGGGUUUAGUUGUACAAAUCUUUCUCUUGAUGUGCGUCAAAUUUUACUGUGAUGCACAAACCCUUCGUUUGAUAAUGUGAAGCAUUAAUUUCGCUCUUUCGCCAUUAAAUGUUUGAAGUAGAUUGGCAACUCCACGACAGUUGAUUCUACACCUUCUGAUA
Papaver somniferum (opium poppy) is the source of this 1031-nucleotide messenger RNA. Its product is annotated as HD domain-containing protein 2-like. Lineage: Eukaryota; Viridiplantae; Streptophyta; Magnoliopsida; Ranunculales; Papaveraceae. Gene Ontology annotation, molecular function: 5'-deoxynucleotidase activity. The transcript is spliced from 8 exons. Gene Ontology annotation, cellular component: cytoplasm. The record is from RefSeq and is a predicted model, not a curated record. Bases 32 to 838 code for a protein of 268 amino acids.